Molecule: messenger RNA, 2226 nt
Organism: Cyphellophora europaea CBS 101466
Lineage: Eukaryota; Fungi; Ascomycota; Eurotiomycetes; Chaetothyriales; Cyphellophoraceae
Exons: 5
Coding region: 1-2226 (741 amino acids)
Biological process (GO): DNA-templated transcription; regulation of DNA-templated transcription
Molecular function (GO): zinc ion binding; DNA binding; DNA-binding transcription factor activity, RNA polymerase II-specific
Source: RefSeq, a predicted model, not a curated record
AUGGACGGGCAACCUCCACCAUUCUACGAUGGUGGGAUAGAUCGUCUGCGCUCAGGACAGGCAUGUCUCACCUGCCGAAAGCGUAAGAACAAAUGCGACGGCUCGCGCCCGGCGUGUGGCUUCUGCAACCGGAGAAGCCUGCGAUGCGUUUAUGAUGAUGCCAUCAAGAAUGCAGGCGUCGAUAGAGGCUAUGUCGAGACGCUGGAGCAGAAAGUGCGAAGGCUUGAACAAGAACUCCGGCAAAGGGGGACAGAAUCGAGCUUCGAAUCGCCUCCAAUGCGUCCACAGACCGACGAGUCUCUAAUCCAGGACUUUCGUUGGCGAAAUCCUCAGGCUCGUCCGCGGGCUACUCGGGUGGAAAAGUUGCAGCCCGUCCCCUCAGAUGCCAGCAAUACGUUGCUCGAGAAGGACCACGAUCUCGUCAAAAUCAUCAAAUACGGAGAGAUCUCAAUACACUCAGCAUUGGCCGAUUUUGGUGUCGCGCCGUCUGGAACAUCCCCCUCCGAAGUGACCCAAACAGUGUCUACCGAGGUGCCAGAACAUGACUUUUCAAGUAGGGACGCGGACGUGGAUAUCCGCGAAGAGCACCAGCCCAUGGACGAUAACUGUUUUGUUCUCCCACCACGCUCGCUGGCGCUUCGGCUGGCUGACUUGUUCUUCGACCAUGUUGCACCGCUUCUGCCACUCGUUCAUGAGCCUAGUUUUCGAAAGGAACUGGAAGCUCUUUACGAGGGCCAUCAAUCAGCGAGCAUAGCGUUUCGCAGCAUCAUUAAUGUCGUCUUUGCCUAUGGCUGUGACUACCUUGAUCUUGAGCUGAAGCGAACUUAUGAACUGGCCCAAGAGUUCCACGAACGAGCCACUGAUUUAAUCCUGCUUGUGUGUUACGAGCUGGCAUCGCUCGAAGUCGUCCAAGCACUCCUUCUGGUAACUCUACACCUGAACAGUAGCAUGCAGUUCCAUCGGAUGUGGGUCAACACCGGGCUACUGGUCAGAACAGCACAAGCACUCAAUCUCCAUCUGGACCCGUCAGAGUGGAAGAUCAAUAUGAUCGAAAAGGAACUGCGCAAGAGAUUUUGGUGGUCAAUAUAUUCUCUUGACCGAUUCAUCAGUUUGAAGCACUGUCGACCACCAGCUCUAAACAUUGAGGCUGGUCACUCGGCUCGGCCGGCCGCCGUGGAUGAUGACCUUAUCCUGCCUCACGGUAUUGCAGAGUCGCAGGACCCGAGGCGGCCGCCUUCGCAGCUUCACUUUUUCAAUCAUUUGAUGCAGCUGAUCCAUAUAUCCGAGACAGCACUGUCAUCUAGUUCCACCAAUGCCCCUUGGAAGCCGUCUAAGAGGCAGACCGAUAGUAAGAGUAUCAAGACUGAUGCAACAGCUGUUAUCUAUACCCAGUUGUCAGCCGCCCUAGAGCAGGAGAGCAAGCUGGCUGGCUGGCUGGAAGAGCUUCCCCAGCACCUUCAGUUCGACUACAUCAACAGCAGUCCGAAGCUUCGCAAACAGCAAAAAAGCUUGCAGGCUCGGUAUCUACACACCCGGCUUCUGAUACACCGACCAAAUAUGAUCUCUGCUUUGAAGCUUGACAACAACCAAGACUACCUGGGAGGGAGCGACGGUUUCUUACAAUCGAUUUUGACAGCCAGCAUCCAGCAGUGCAUCCAAUGUUCUUGCGAGUUGGUCGGCCUGGUUCAGGAUCAUUAUCAACAGAAUAGCAUAGGACCGUGGUGGCUUCUCCUUCAGUUCAUUUUUACGACUUUGGCAACGCUCUUUGCGGUGCAAGGAAGGAGAAGUCUGGUGCCAACUCCGGGUGAGAACGACAUCAUGCUUGCCAUCGAGAAGGGCAUGGCGCUGCUUCGUUCCUUCGGCGACAUUGACCUAACACUGAUUCAAUGCCGGCAAUACUUUGAGUUGAUCAUGCCGGUAACCAUGGCGUACGGCACUCUCACGGAUGUAGCAAAUACAUCCCGGCAUCGGCUUCCCGAUCGGCUUCCCGAGAAUUCCCAGGGGCAGCCGUCGUAUCUCCCCCAUCUGAUGAAUGGCUUCCAGAACAUGCAGCAGCAGCAGCAAAGGUCCUUUCCCCGGUUCGAGGGCUUGAAUGACUUCUAUAUCCCCGAUCUCGGUCCCCACAAUGUUGACCAGACCAUGACAGACUCUACCGCGGAGCUAUUCCCCAAUCGAGCGUUUGGCGGCUUCAAUUUUGGAGCGUUGGAUCCCUUCCUUCAGAUGUAG